This is a messenger RNA of Setaria italica (foxtail millet), 1451 nucleotides long. Its product is annotated as BTB/POZ and MATH domain-containing protein 1. Bases 131 to 1201 code for a protein of 356 amino acids. Gene Ontology annotation, molecular function: protein binding. The transcript has a single exon. NCBI's taxonomy places the organism in Eukaryota, Viridiplantae, Streptophyta, Magnoliopsida, Poales, Poaceae. The record is from RefSeq and is a predicted model, not a curated record. Gene Ontology annotation, biological process: protein ubiquitination.
CCAAUACCGCGUGCAGCGUGCUUUAUGUUCACGUCUUCCCCGCAACAACUCCUACAAUAGCAGUGUAGAGCUAGCAAAGCUGCCAGGAAUAGGCAUAGCUCUGCCGCUGAUACACGAGAUUUGCCACUCCAUGGCCACCGCUGGCAGCAGCAAGCCGUUCGGAUCCAUGUCGGCCAUCGUCGCAGACGCCGCGAGCGGGUACCACAUCCUCAAGAUCGAUGGCUACUCCGGCACUAAGGGGACGCCGACAGGAGAGUACAUCAAGUCCCGACCCUUCACUGUGGGCGGCCAUCGCUGGUGCAUCCAAUAUUAUCCCAACGGACAUACCUCGGAGUCUGCAGAUUGUGUAUCCCUUUUUCUUUCCCUUGAUGAUGAAAGUGUCACCAAGGCACUGAAGGUGCAACAUAGAUUCUGUUUCAUCGACGAUAUGGAGGAGGAAACUCCAUCGUUGACAUCAGAAUCCGUAAACUCCUUCGGGAGCCACAGUGGCUGGGGCAGGCCGUGGUUCAUCAAAAGGGAAGCUUUGGAGAAAUCGAAGCAUCUGAAGGACGAUUCUUUCUUCGUCCGCUGCGAUGUGGCCAUCAUCAAUGAGUUAUACACAGAGGAGAUGUCCGAGGCCCCUACCGCGACCUUCGUCUCCGUGCCCCCAUCGGACUUGCAUCAACAUCUUGGCGACCUCCUCCAGAGCGAGAAGGGCGCUGAUGUGGUGUUUGAGGUUGGCAGCGAGACAUUCAAGGCGCAUAGGUGCGUGCUUGCAGCCAGGUCACCAGUCUUCAGCGCAGAGCUCUUUGGCCUAAUGAAGGAGAGUGAUGCUGCAGGCAUCGUCCACGUAGACGACAUGGAGGCACAUGUUUUCAAGGCGUUGCUCUUCUUCGUUUACACUGACUCGUUGCCAGAGCUGAACGGAGAAGCGGAAGUUGCCAUGUCCCAACAUCUCCUUGUUGCUGCGGACAGGUAUAACCUUGAGAGGCUCAAGCUGAUUUGCGAACGCAAACUAUGCAAGUGCAUUGAGGCAAGCACUUUGGCAACUAUCUUGGCGUUAUCUGAGCAGCACUACUGCCAUGGACUGAAGAAGGCAUGCUUCAACUUCCUCAGCUCUCCUGUAAAUCUGAAGGCUGUCCUUGCAACCGACGCCUUCGAGUAUCUGAAUAAAAGCUGUCCUUCUGUUUUAAAGGAAUUGAUUGCCAAGCUUGCUAAGUAAAUUCACCGAUAGUACUUAUAUGUCUGAUCAAUUUCUGUUAGUUGUCACAGCAUUAUCAGGUUUUAUCUACUAUUCUGGUAGCAUGUUGAGACUGUAUGUGCUGUAAGUCCUAUGUAUCUUCAUAACUAAUUUUGCUUUACUGUCUUAUUAUCCUGUGCUAUUGCAGCUCUAUAGGCAUGUAUGUGAAAUAAAAUGUGAAAUGGAUAUCUAAAGCCCAAUAUACUGAAAAGAUAUAUUUGUUUGAAUGUUU